UUUCUUUCCCCACAAAAAUCACGUACUUACGCAAAAGUAUUACGCUAUUUGGAAAUAUAAAAGCAUUUAAUUUUAAAAUUGUUAGUAACAAUAACUGAUAUCGAGUGAGAGAAUACAGACGUGUAUGGAAAUUUUUAAGAUGUAUUUCAAAUAUAUGUGCGUCGCUUUGACCAUAAUAACACCGUUCUCUUUGGGCUAUAAUACUGCAAGUGCAAAUGUGCCACAACAUUAUGAGGCGGCAGGCGUAAAUGAGAAUGUAGAGAAAUUUGUAAAUGCGGCCACUUGCAAUCAGCAUCCAGCUUUUGCCUCUUUUUCCGACGCAGCUAAUGUUGCGUCGUCCAUUAGUAGCGAUUCAACUCAAGCGACCGGACAAUAUCCGGCAUUUAACUACAGUCCGACAUAUGAAAAUGCGAAGAAAACUAAUGAUUAUACUGCUCCAAGUUUAACUGAAAAUUUUUUAACUUCUAAUCUCCGAAAAAGCAACGCUCAAUUCGUCAGCCCAAACGUCUUGACGCAAAAUGAAUUUGGAAGCCUCCUUUUACAUAAGAAUGGCAACAACCACCAACUGAUUGUUAAUCGGCCUUUGCGACCAAUUGUAGUUACUCACCCAGGUUCCCAGCCAGCGCAGAUAACAAGUGGUCAACCAGCCGUUGUUAACACAUCGCCAGUUGUUUACAAACUGAAACCUUCCGUUAUUUAUCAACACGAAAUUGUCAAUAAAAUUCCAACACCUUUAAGCCUAAAUCCUGUAUACGUAAAAGUCUAUAAGCCCGGCAAACAAAUCGAUGCUCCAUUAACGCCGAGAGAUGCAUCGAAUUAUCAACAUACAAACCAACGAGCUUACGGUAUGCCCUACGAUCGGGCAAUCGAUCCCCCAGCUCCCAAUGAUUAUGCGGAGAAGUUCCUACCAUCCAAUAUGUUGAACCCGUCGUCAUCGGGCUAUUGAUUUCUCAUGGGAAAA
Messenger RNA from Glossina fuscipes, 961 nucleotides. It is a transcript of the gene Cp36, whose product is annotated as chorion protein S36. The record is from RefSeq and is a predicted model, not a curated record. The transcript is spliced from 2 exons. NCBI's taxonomy places the organism in Eukaryota, Metazoa, Arthropoda, Insecta, Diptera, Glossinidae. The coding region runs from base 125 to 946 and encodes 273 amino acids.